Molecule: messenger RNA, 2373 nt
Organism: Oryza sativa Japonica Group (Japanese rice)
Lineage: Eukaryota; Viridiplantae; Streptophyta; Magnoliopsida; Poales; Poaceae
Source: RefSeq, a predicted model, not a curated record
GGCUCGACCAAACCAAAAGAAAAUCAACCGCGGCUUGGCUCGUGAUCAGCUCGUGAGUCGACCCGACCCUCCUCAGAUCUCGCCGGCGGCAGCGGCGGCAUGCUGCUCCCCACCUCCGCCUCCGCCUGCCGCGGCAGCGGCCGCGCGCUCCUCCUCGCCCUCGCCGCCGCCCUCCUCGCCCUCGCCACGCCGCGCCCCGCCUCCGCCUCCGAGUCAGACCACAAGUACAAAGUUGAAGAACCAGUUAAGCUCUGGGUGAACAAAGUCGGCCCUUACAAUAAUCCACAAGAAACUUACAACUAUCACAGCCUUCCAUUUUGUCAACCAUCUGAGAACCCUGCGCAUAAAUGGGGUGGUCUUGGAGAGGUCCUGGGUGGAAAUGAGCUGAUUGAUAGUCAGAUUGACAUAAAGUUCUUAAGAAAUGAGGAGAGGGGCUCCAUUUGUACACUUGAGCUUGAUUCUAAAAAGGUUCAGCAGUUCUCCGAUGCCAUUGAUAACUCAUACUGGUUCGAGUUUUUCAUGGAUGAUCUGCCUCUUUGGGGUUUUGUUGGGGAGACGGACAAAAACAAUGAAAACAAGCGUUAUCUCUACACACACAAGAGCAUUCUUGUCAAAUACAAUGAUAACAGGAUCAUUCAUGUUAAUCUCACCCAAGAGUCUCCUAAGCUUCUUGAAGCUGGUAAGAAAUUGGACAUGACAUAUUCAGUGAAGUGGUUACAAACAGAUGUGACCUUUGCACGCCGCUUUGAAGUAUACCUGGAUUAUCCUUUCUUUGAGCACCAGAUUCAUUGGUUCUCCAUUUUCAAUUCUUUCAUGAUGGUUAUUUUCCUCACUGGUUUGGUUUCAAUGAUAUUGAUGCGGACAUUGAGAAAUGACUAUGCAAAGUAUGCUCGUGAAGAUGAUGAUCUGGAGUCACUGGAGAGAGAUGUUAAUGAGGAAUCUGGAUGGAAGCUUGUUCAUGGUGAUGUAUUUCGCCCUCCUCGAAGUUUGGCCUUUCUUUCUGCAGUUGUUGGCAUCGGCACUCAGCUGGCAGCUCUUAUCCUUCUUGUUAUUGUAUUGGCCAUUGUUGGCAUGCUAUAUGUUGGGCGAGGGUCUAUCAUCACAACCUUCAUUGUGUGCUAUGCUCUUACAUCUUUUAUUUCUGGCUAUGUCAGUGGUGGCCUCUACUCAAGGAAUGGUGGUAAAAACUGGAUAAAGGCUAUGAUCCUUACAGCAUCCCUAUUUCCAUUCUUGUGCUUUGCAAUUGGCUUUGUUCUGAAUACAAUUGCUAUCUUCUACCGAUCAUUAGCGGCAAUACCAUUCGGCACAAUGGUUGUCAUGUUCGUUCUUUGGGCCUUCAUUUCUUUUCCGCUGGUGCUUCUGGGAACUGUUGUUGGUAGGAACUGGAGUGGUGCUCCUAACAAUCCCUGCCGAGUAAAGACUAUUCCACGGCCUAUUCCAGAGAAGAAGUGGUACCUUACACCUUCUGUUAUCUCAUUGAUGGGUGGGCUGCUUCCCUUUGGCAGUAUCUUCAUUGAGAUGUACUUUGUGUUCACGUCAUUCUGGAACUACAAGGUUUAUUAUGUCUACGGCUUCAUGCUGCUGGUCUUUGUCAUCCUUCUAAUAGUUACAAUCUGUGUCACUAUUGUGGGUACUUAUUUCUUGCUGAAUGCUGAGAACUAUCACUGGCAAUGGACUUCAUUUCUCUCUGCUGCAUCAACUGCGUUAUAUGUGUAUCUAUAUUCCAUCUACUACUAUCAUGUAAAGACAAAGAUGUCAGGUUUUUUCCAGACGAGUUUCUACUUCGGUUACACAUUGAUGUUCUGCCUUGGUCUAGGCAUACUUUGUGGUGCUAUUGGCUAUCUAGGGUCAACUCUUUUUGUGAGGAGAAUCUACAGAAACAUCAAAUGUGAUUAGAUGAUCGCAGUUUGGAAGACAUAGCAGAUCACAUGUUGUCACUGGAACUGUGGUAGAGAGGCCAAGAAGUGGAUUAAUGCUAGAUGCUGAUUAAGUUUUUUGAGCCACAGACCGAAGGGGGGCCAUGAUCUCCUAACUUAAUAUAAAUACAUUCAUACGCCUACUCUCUUUUUUGACUAUGUCGCCCUGAUUAUGCAUACCUGUGGUAGUUGAGGAUUUGGUUGGUUUUUUAAUCAGAAGUAGGAUGUAACAUUGUAACAUGUGAAAUAUUCAUGCGGCACUAGAUUUCUUCUCUUCGUAUGGAUUGGACCGGGGGCUUGUGGAUUCCAAUUCAAGGCUGUCAUUUUACCACGAGCACACUGUGGUUAUAUGUAUUGCAACAUUGUUAUAGCCAUUAAGCUUUAUACAUGGGUUUAUCUACAUUUAAUCUUUGGACACAUGUUUCGAGGUACAAAUUUAGUAUAUUUCUCUUUAAUU